CGCCACUAGUAGGCCUACCGUCUGCCUGUGGAAAAAAAAGCGAAAAGGGCUGGGCUUAGAGAGGAAUCAAACCACAACCUGGGCUGCGCCUCCAUCACAAACCAGUUUGGAAGAACGUUUGUUCUAGAGGAGAGUCUAGUGCCUAACAAGUCACCAACUGUGGCUCAAAACACGGAUUUCUCUGCGCGCUCAACGUAAAGGAGGCAGCCUCAGAGUUUUGUUUUGUAAAUCCAUCUUAAGGUGCUACGGCUAAUAUACUUUUCUGCAAGUGUAGUUAAUCGCGUUUGUUGUUCUGUAUUUGUGCUGUAUUUGUUUUGUUUUGGUGUGCGCAAUGAUGGCCACUUACCAAAACCCAGAGGAUGACGCAAUGGCCCUGAUGGUCCACGACACCAACAUGGCGAAGGAUAAGGAGCGACCCAAAGAGGAACCCGUCCAGGAAAAAGUUUCGGAGAAAACGGACCCGUCUCAAAAACCACCGUAUUCGUAUGUGGCUCUCAUUGCCAUGGCCAUCCGGGAGAGCACUGAGAAGCGCCUCACUUUGUCUGGUAUUUACCAGUAUAUCAUAACCAAAUUCCCUUUCUACGAGAAAAACAAGAAAGGCUGGCAAAACAGUAUCCGGCACAACUUGAGUCUGAAUGAAUGCUUCAUCAAGGUUCCUCGCGAGGGAGGCGGCGAGAGAAAGGGGAAUUACUGGACCCUUGACCCGGCGUGCGAGGACAUGUUCGAGAAGGGAAACUACAGAAGGAGACGUAGAAUGAAACGUCCCUUCAGACCUCCACCGACCCAUUUCCAGCCCGGGAAAUCCCUCUUCGGCGGUGAUGGGUACGGCUACCUGUCCCCUCCAAAGUACCUGCAAUCCAGCUUCAUGAACAACUCGUGGUCGCUGGGCCAGCCGCCCACCCCGAUGUCCUACACCUCCUGUCAGAUGGCCAGUGGCAACGUGAGUCCCGUCAAUGUGAAAGGACUGUCCGCUCCCUCCUCAUACAACCCGUACUCCCGGGUGCAAAGCAUGGGUCUCCCCAGCAUGGUGAACUCUUAUAAUGGCAUGAGCCAUCACCACCACCCGCACGCUCACCAUGCCCAGCAGCUGAGCCCCGCGACCGUUGCGCCGCCCCCGGUAUCCUCCAGCAACGGAGCGGGCCUGCAGUUCGCCUGCUCCCGCCAGCCUGCCGAGCUCUCCAUGAUGCACUGUUCGUAUUGGGAUCACGAGAGCAAACACUCUGCGUUACACACGAGGAUUGACAUUUAGAGUUUACGAGAGGGCCACUUGUAAAAUGGACUCUCGUGAGAGAAAGACAAUAAGUCUAUUCCUGUGUAUUCAAACCAGAAAAAAAGUAUUUUUGAAGAGACAAUACUAUGACGGGCUCUUUUGAUCCAAAUAAUGUACUGAAAAUUCAUAUGGAAAGAUAUACAAGUGGGGAUGCUGAGAGGAUUUUCAAAAACUGGAAAUGGUGAUAUUAAGAGGUCUCGACUAGGCACGAGGUAAAGCAGAACUUUGGGGGGCCAUUUCGUGCGCCCACUGUUGCCUUGGACUGAAGGCAACAGUGUGUUAUAAACACUGUUGUAUGUUAUAAACAUUUGUAAAAUCAGACCAGUUCCCUAUUCACGGGGAUACAUAUUCAAAAUACAAUUAAUUGAAAACAAAAUACACAAAACCCUCCCCAUGUCUUGGAAUUCAAAACAUUACCUGAAUGAGUGAUAAUUUAAUUAGAACUACGUAUUUGAACCAGUAUCGUGAACUGAGCCAACUCCAGCAAGAUCAGGUGAAAAUGUGAUUAUUUAGCCUGUCUUUAUUUUUUUACAUAUUUUUUUUCCGUUUCACAGUACUUAAUCGGAGUGCAGGUGGAAAGAGAGAGAGAGAGAGAGAGCACCGUCAGAAGGAGCAAUACCAAAGAUGUGUUUGUUACUUCUGGGGUCAUUGACUUUGUAGGCUUCGUGACCUCUGAUAGAGAUGGUUUAGUUUCCGAUAACAUUCAGUCCAGUGGCAGAUUUUUUUUUACCUUUCUUGUUUUUUAUAAACGUAAUUAUUUUUGUCUCAUUCAUGUUGGGACCAUGUUAAAUUAGCACUUUUCCCUCUUUUUCUAGUUUUGUGAAUGUCUUAAUAAACUUUUUUUCAAAGUAAAA
Molecule: messenger RNA, 2124 nt
Organism: Oncorhynchus masou masou (cherry salmon)
Lineage: Eukaryota; Metazoa; Chordata; Actinopteri; Salmoniformes; Salmonidae
Product: forkhead box protein L2-like
Exons: 1
Coding region: 332-1249 (305 amino acids)
Biological process (GO): anatomical structure morphogenesis; cell differentiation; regulation of transcription by RNA polymerase II
Molecular function (GO): RNA polymerase II cis-regulatory region sequence-specific DNA binding; DNA-binding transcription factor activity, RNA polymerase II-specific
Source: RefSeq, a predicted model, not a curated record